This is a messenger RNA of Dermatophagoides farinae (American house dust mite), 995 nucleotides long. RefSeq lists its product as uncharacterized. Lineage: Eukaryota; Metazoa; Arthropoda; Arachnida; Sarcoptiformes; Pyroglyphidae. The record is from RefSeq and is a predicted model, not a curated record.
CUUCCUACAUUGUUCAUUUCGAUUUCGAUUUUCGAUUUUUCUUCGCGUUUUGUGUGUUGGCGUCUAAUAUAUAUUAUAUUGUGCGUGUAUAUAUAUAUAUAUAAAUUGUGUUUUUGCUAAAAUUUUCUAGCUUUUGUUGUUUUUUUUUGUUUGCCAUUACGAUCAGACAGAGAGAGAACCGAUCCGAUUGGAUUGCCAAGUUUUUUUCAUUCAUUCAUUGAAAUUCAACGAAAUCGUUCAUACUACUUUUCACUUGACAUACAUUACGUUUUGGCCAAUAAAAACUAGAAAUUCUUUUUUUUCCAUUCAAUAAUUCUGUGUGUGUGUGUGUGUGUUUUUCGUAUUCUGGUCGUCAGUAUUCAGAUAAACUCACAACAUUGAUCACGUGUUUAAAGUGUUUUUAGUGUGUGUUUUGUUAAUGUGAAUGUGUGUUUGUGAUUUUAUUUUCCAUUUUUGUAAUUAAAUUUUGUUUUCUACAAAAAAAAUUAAAAAAAAUGUCGAAAUUAUUACAGGAACGUUUACGUUUCCGUCUAUUACGGGCCGUAUUAUUUGUAUCGAAUGUAACAUCAUUGAUCAUCAAUGUAUUGAUCCUGAUAUUUGGUUUGGAUUUUAUUAAGGCAUUUAUUCGUGUACCGGAUGCAACCGAUCCAACUGUACGAACAUUUGCCAUUAUUGAAUGCUGUCUUUGUACAAUAGCCAUUAUUGGUAUUAUAAUGCGUAAUUUUUACACAUUUACCGUUUAUACCGUACUAUUGAUUGUUUAUCUUGUUUGUGCGGCUAUUUUCACUCGUGUACCGGUUGGUUGGUUUUUCUUACUUGGUUUCAUAUUGGUUUCAUUGGCCGUAUUAUUUGAUUAUCUAUUAUGGCUAAAUCGUAAACAAUUGAAACAAAUGAAACGUGAAAAUCCAUAUAAAAUCUAGUUUGAUGAAUUUUUUUAUUAAUUCUUUUAAAAUUUUCAUCACUCGACAUCAUCAUCAUCAUCAUCAUCCUAAUCA